AUGGGGUACAAGAUCACCAACAUCUAUGUUAUCACCACGGUGGCCGUCAUCGGCGGUGCACUCUUUGGUUUUGAUAUUGCUUCUAUGUCUGCCAUUCUUGGCACACAGCAAUACAAAUGUUUCUUCAAUCAACAUGGAAUAAAUGAGGAAGGUAAAUGCGGUGGGCCUACCUCUGCCAACCAGGGUGGUAUCUCGGCUGCCAUGCCUGGUGGCUCUUGGGUUGGUGCUCUAGCUUCUGGCUUCGUUACUGACUACCUGGGUCGCCGCGGGGCCAUACAGUCUGGCUCAGUCAUCUGGUGCAUUGGUAGCGCCAUCGUGUGUUCAUCUUUCGGAAUCGCCCAACUUGUCGUCGGCCGCUUCAUCAACGGUGUUUCCGUCGGUAUCCUCAGUGCCCAAGUCCCCGUCUAUGUCGCCGAGUUGGCCCAGCCCAGUAAGCGUGGCCAGGUGGUGGGAGCACAACAGUGGGCUAUCACAUGGGGUAUCUUGAUCAUGUUCUACGUCUCGUACGGUUGCAGCUUCCUUGAAGGUACCGCUGCGUGGCGUACCCCUUGGGGAUUGCAGAUGGUCCCUGCCGCCCUGCUCUUCGGCUUAGUCUUCUUGUUGCCUGAGAGUCCACGUUGGCUGGCCAAGAAAGGUCGCUGGGAGGACGCUCUCGAGGUUUUGGCUUCGGUCCAUGCCAAGGGUGAUCGCAAUGCCCCCUUUGUGCAGACUGAGUUACAAGAGAUCCGUGACAUGGUCGAAUUCGAACGCCACAAUAAUGAUGCCUCAUACCUCGACCUUUUCAAGGGCAAGAUGCUCUACCGAACUCACCUCGGUAUGUUCACUCAGAUCUGGUCCCAGCUCACCGGUAUGAACGUCAUGAUGCUUUACAUUACCUAUGUCUUCGGUAUGGCCGGUCUCACUGGAAACUCGAACCUUGUCGCAUCCUCGAUUCAGUACGUCAUCAACGUCGUGAUGACCAUUCUCGCCUUGCUCUUCAUUGAUCGUUGGGGCCGUCGCACUCCACUUUUGGUCGGUUCUACCCUCAUGAUGAUCUUCAUGUUUGCCAACGCUGGUAUCAUGGCAUCCUACGGAAAGCCAGCUCCCCCGGGUGGUGUCGACCAUACCCCCGAACAGUCAUGGGACAUGAACGACGUCCCCAAGGCUGCCAAGGGAGUCAUCGCUUGCACUUAUCUUUUCGUUGCCAGUUACGCACCAACUUGGGGUCCUGUCAGCUGGAUCUAUCCCCCUGAGCUGUACCCCCUCCGCCUGCGCGGAAAGGCUGUCGCGCUUUCAACCUCGUCGAACUGGAUCUUCAACUUUGCCUUGUCCUACUUUGUCCCUCCCGCUUUUGAGAACAUCCAAUGGAGGGUCUACGUGGUCUUUGGAGUCUUCUGCUUUGCAAUGACUGUCCACGUCUUCUUUGCAUUCCCUGAAACAGCUGGAAAAACACUCGAGGAGGUCGAAACCAUGUUUACAACCCCUGGUCUCGUGCCCUGGAAGACCACUGUGCAGUACCACCAUGUUCGCAAGCUGGAGCAAGGAGCUAUCCAGUCCGACAAGGCGGCAGACCUUCGCGCAGAGGAAGGAAGAGCCGAUGAUCACAAGCCCACUGAGAAGGAGACUGCCGUUUCGCAGGUUGAAUAG
This is a messenger RNA of Penicillium robsamsonii, 1626 nucleotides long. RefSeq names its product sugar porter family MFS transporter. NCBI's taxonomy places the organism in Eukaryota, Fungi, Ascomycota, Eurotiomycetes, Eurotiales, Aspergillaceae. Gene Ontology annotation, biological process: transmembrane transport; carbohydrate transport. Gene Ontology annotation, cellular component: membrane. The transcript is spliced from 2 exons. Bases 1 to 1626 code for a protein of 541 amino acids. The record is from RefSeq and is a predicted model, not a curated record. Gene Ontology annotation, molecular function: carbohydrate:proton symporter activity.